AGCUGUGAUUGUGUCAUUUUCAUUAAAAAAAAAAAAAAAAAAAUUCUCAGCUCUUAGUGCAAUUUUUUUUUUUAAAUUCACCUGAAAUAAAGUGUUAAAAUUACUUUUAAUUUCCAUUGAGUGAAAUUAUUAUUAAAUUAUGGAAGCAGAAUCUUUGGAUCUUGAGGAUGGAGAAGUUCUUGACGACGAGCCGGAAGAUGCAUUUGGUACCUAUAAUGUUCUUCAACGUCCACAUGCAAUACAAUCAUCACGUGAUGAAAUUGGUAAUAAAAUGAAAUACAGCGAUGAUGAAUCAGAUGAUGUUACAUUGGAAUCAUCGGAUUCCGAUUCCGAUUCUGAUACAACAGCGCGUUUAAAAACAAAACGACCAAAAAUCAAAAUAAAACCAAAGCGCACCGAACGAGUUGAUAAUUUAUGUAGAAAUAAAAAUAAAAAUGAUAAAUUUAAAAUUUGGAAUAUGCAAGUUCAAGAGGAAUCAAUAACUGAGGAUCUUGUCUCAUGUGGAGUGACAAGAAAUAAUUAUACAGAUCGAACAGUUGAAAGUUAUGAUUUUACAUUAGGUUAUUCAUUUAAAAAGAAACGUGAAGAAUUAUCAAAAUUAAAUAAUGAUGACGAUGAUGAUGAUGAUGAUGAUGAUGAUAAUAAUUCAUCAGACGAGGAAAGAAAUAAUGAGCCAAGACUGACGAAUAAACGAAAUUAUGCCGAGAGACGUAAUGUUAAAUUGAGAUUAGGAAAAAGACGGCAAAAUAAUACGAAUAAUGUUGAUGAUGAUGAUGAUGAUGAUGAUGAUCAUAAAGGUUCAUCACGUGUUAUGUCGGAUCUUAAUGUUAAUUUAGAAUCAAGUGAUGCUGAUGUUGCUGCCGAUAUUGCUGCUAAACUUUCGGAACAUAAGGAUGUUCUUAUCAGAAGAAUCGUCGACAUUCUGGGCAAAGAGAAGGCUAUUGAUUUUUUUCAAAAAACAAAAAAAAUUGAACAAGAAGGCGGUAUGUUAAUAAUGAAUGGAUCACGUAGACGAACAGCAGGUGGCGUUUAUCUUUAUCUUGUCAAAAAUGAUGAUCAUUUGCCCCAGGAAAAGAUAAGAGAAAUUUUUUAUGUUGACAGAAAAGAAAUUGAAAAACAAAAAAAGCAACAGGAUGCAAAUGAAAGGCGACGACAAACAAAAGAACUUAUGCGACGUCUUGAGAAUGGAUCUGAUAAAGAUUUACCGGCACUAUUGACAAGAGCAGAACUCUCGACAAAACAAAUUGCAGAGGAGGCAAGAUUGAGACGUGGCGAAGGAAUGGAUCGUACGCCAUUGGAUUCUGAGAGAACGGUUUCAAAUCCACCGCCAAGUCCAGUGACCGAUGAUCCUGAUCAUUCGGAGCAUCCAACACCGGGGAGACAAGAAAUUGAUUACGAAGAUAUUCUCGAUAUUGGUGACGUCGACAAUAUGGAAGUAUUUUAAAAAAUGCUCUCCUUGUUUUUUUUUUUUUUUUCUUCUCACCUAUUUUUUC
Leptopilina boulardi is the source of this 1493-nucleotide messenger RNA. It is a transcript of the gene Phax, whose product is annotated as phosphorylated adapter RNA export protein. Gene Ontology annotation, biological process: snRNA export from nucleus. Gene Ontology annotation, cellular component: nucleus. The transcript has 4 exons. The record is from RefSeq and is a predicted model, not a curated record. NCBI's taxonomy places the organism in Eukaryota, Metazoa, Arthropoda, Insecta, Hymenoptera, Figitidae. Bases 140 to 1444 code for a protein of 434 amino acids.